This is a messenger RNA of Scomber scombrus (Atlantic mackerel), 2054 nucleotides long. RefSeq names its product prolactin regulatory element binding (gene preb). Gene Ontology annotation, molecular function: protein binding; GTPase activator activity; guanyl-nucleotide exchange factor activity. Bases 198 to 1490 code for a protein of 430 amino acids. The record is from RefSeq and is a predicted model, not a curated record. Gene Ontology annotation, cellular component: endoplasmic reticulum membrane. Gene Ontology annotation, biological process: protein secretion. NCBI's taxonomy places the organism in Eukaryota, Metazoa, Chordata, Actinopteri, Scombriformes, Scombridae. The transcript is spliced from 10 exons.
AGUGGCUGUCGAGUGUAGCCUCUAGCUGCUAGCUCUUCCUCUUUCUCAUAAGCCUUUGUCAUUGACAGCUCAUAAUGAAAUCAUCUGAUUUAGUACUUAGCUGUCUGGUAAAAUAACAACGGAGAACAAACCGGAGCAUUUACAGAGGUGUUUGAAUGCAGCUUGACUUAUGAAGAGUGUGAGUGACUUGUAGAACAAUGGGGAAGCAGAGGGUGCCAGAUCUGUACAGAGCCCCCUUUCCCUUAUACUCCAUUAAAGUUGAUCCUAACACAGGACUGGUGAUCACAGCAGGAGGAGGAGGGGCGUCCAAGACGGGCAUAAAGAAUGCUGUGCACUUUCUUGACCUUCAGCUAGUUGGAGAACACCAGUACAGUGCCAGCCUCCUUCACUCUCAUGACACUGACACACGUGCCAACAUGAACCUGGCUAUAGGUAACGGUGUGAUGGCUGCAGGCCAGGAUGGGACCUGCUGCCUGAUGAAGUUUAAACACUGCACACAGAAAGAGGGCGGCAAAGCUGCUAAAGAUGGGAACAGCGUGCAGCAGGGGAAUGCCAGGAGACGAGCUGGGAAAGGAGACAGAGGUGGACAGGAUGGAGCUGCAGCUUCUGGAGAUAUGUCAGAUAUGAAGGAUGAGACGGCUCACAUCUCUGUCAGUGGUUUGGCCGAACUGCAGUCAGACCUGAACCCUCAGGACCCACUCCAGAAAGUUGUCCGGUUCAGUCCUGACCUGAGCCUCCUGCUGACAGGAGGCUCAGAUGGAUACAUCAGAGUCUGGGAGUUUCCAUCCCUGAAGAAGAAGUUUGAUUUCAAAGUACAUGAAGGGGAGGUUGAAGACCUGGAUAUGAGUCCAGGGAACAAGCACCUGGUGACUGUUGGCCGGGACUUUGCCUGCAGUGUAUGGAGUGGCAACCAGCUGGCUAUGAGUCUCAAAUGGAAUGAAACCAUGCCUCAAAUAGCUGACAAGACAUACCGGUAUAUGGCUUGCAGGUUUGGAAAGAUAGAAGACCAAAAAGAUGCCCUGAGGCUUUACACAGUCCAGAUCCCCCAUAAACGAGACAGAAAACCUCCUCCUUGUUACCUGACCAAGUGGGAUGGCAAGAGCUUCCUACCCAUGCUGACAGCUCCCUGUGGAGCCGAGGUCAUUUCCAGUAUGGCUGUCAGUGACUCGGGAACAUUUUUGGGCCUUGGAACUGUGACAGGAUCAGUAGCCAUCUACAUUGCUUUCUCCUUACAGAAAUUGUAUUAUGUCCAGGAGUCCCAUGGCAUUGUAGUGACAGACCUGGCCUUCCUUCCUGACUCGCUGAAAGGCAGAAAUAUCAAAGGGAACAAUGAAACAGCCAUGUUGAGUGUAGCUGUGGACAGCCGCUGUCAAAUGCACGCCGUCCCCAACCGAAGAUCCUUCCCUGUGUGGCUGGUGCUGUUCUUCUGUGGACUCAUGGUGGUGGGAAUCGUCCUCCUCCUGCAGUACCUCUUCCCUGGAUUUAUUUAAAUCAUGCAAAUGUUGUCACAGGUUAGGGCUGAUGGAGCUUUGAUACAUCUUCACAUUACUCACCGUGCCACUGUCAACAGCAGCGGUCCUCAGUCCAACAAACCAUCCAGACCUCUCAGUGCUGCAUCAGAUCAGCUGAGUGUGUGAAGGCUCUCCUGCUGCACCGCUGACUCAACAGCUUUUAUGGCACCCUGACAUUUCCCCCUCUGCUCCUACUCAGGGUUGUUCCUCUCAGACCUGUUCACCCAGUGGAAUCACACCAGGACAGACUGUGGGAUUUUUAUUUGCUUUGAUCUCUAUCAAUUACUCUUAAUCUUUUGUGGAUUGACGUCUGACAGCUGAAGGGCUCAGGUUCAUGAGUGUUUAAAGGGUGGGAUCUUUUUAUUGACAUAUUUAAUGAACUAUGUAAAAAUAUAUAAAUGAUUGACACAUAACGUGUCUGAUUUUGUUUUUUGUUUACACGCAGACACUUUCAAUUAGUUAUUCUCUUUGAAUAAUGACUUCUAUGAUUUUCUUUUCAUCCACUAGUGGGAAGCAGAGAACAGACAGUUGACAGACAUUUGG